AUGUCUGUUGAUUUGGAUUGGCAAAAACUUGACAAGGAAUUAGCCGAAUACGUCAAAGAGUUUUUGAAUAAACACUUUCAAACAAUUACAAAGCCUUCAUUUAUUGGCGACAUUCAAGUUACUGCGUUUGAUUGGGGCCAUGAUGCUCCUCAAAUAGAAAUCGUCAACAUCACUGACCCAUUUCCUGAAUUUUACGAACAAGAAGAACAAGAACAAGAACUGAUUGCUUCUUCACCAAUUAUAGAACAAAGCCAACCAUCUCCAUCAACUGAUUACUUUUCAAAUUACCAACCUCCUCGACUGAUACACACUCCCUUGCUUCAUCAACAACGUCUCCACCUCUUUCAUCGAUCACCUCUUGUUGCCCCACAACACCCAUUCAAUAUGAACAAUAGUUAUCUCAUGACACACGCAUCUCCAGAACCAACGACAUCUAGCAGUUGGCCGUCUCGACCGUCGUCCUUACUGGAUGAGGACUGGAUAGAUGAUGAAGAGAUCAAUCAUGUACCUGAUACCUCGAUCCAUACCAAUAAUAACUCUGCAGGGAACACUAAAUCAACGGAGAUGGACUUUCAGGUGCAUGUGUUGAUAUCUUACAAAGGUGAUAUGAGCAUGACUUUGAUGACAGAGCUAAGGAUGAAUUAUCCAAGUGUGAUGUUUAUGAGUCUACCUAUUCAACUAUGCGUAAGGUCUGUCGAAUUUGAGGCUACGGCCGUGGUUGCCUAUAUUCAAAGUAUGAAGCGUGUGUGUGUUUCGAUGCUGGAAGAAGAGGAACAGUCCGGUCGAGGGAAAGAUGGUAUUGACAGCUUGCUUCGAGAUGUACAUAUUGAAUCUGUCGUGGGUGAUGAACAAAAGCAAGCAUUGAAAAAUGUUGGCAAGAUUGAAAAGUUUAUUGUAGAUCAAUUAAGAAAGAUGCUGGACGAUGAACUCGUGUUUCCAAGUUAUCAAUUAAUUGAAUUAAACUGA
This is a messenger RNA of Rhizopus microsporus ATCC 52813, 966 nucleotides long. RefSeq lists its product as uncharacterized. Gene Ontology annotation, cellular component: ERMES complex. Gene Ontology annotation, biological process: mitochondrion organization; phospholipid transport. Bases 1 to 966 code for a protein of 321 amino acids. The record is from RefSeq and is a predicted model, not a curated record. NCBI's taxonomy places the organism in Eukaryota, Fungi, Mucoromycota, Mucoromycetes, Mucorales, Rhizopodaceae. The transcript is spliced from 3 exons. Gene Ontology annotation, molecular function: lipid binding.